Messenger RNA from Hevea brasiliensis (rubber tree), 1792 nucleotides. RefSeq lists its product as uncharacterized. The transcript is spliced from 10 exons. The record is from RefSeq and is a predicted model, not a curated record. Gene Ontology annotation, biological process: CAAX-box protein processing. Gene Ontology annotation, molecular function: metalloendopeptidase activity. Bases 180 to 1217 code for a protein of 345 amino acids. NCBI's taxonomy places the organism in Eukaryota, Viridiplantae, Streptophyta, Magnoliopsida, Malpighiales, Euphorbiaceae. Gene Ontology annotation, cellular component: membrane.
UUAUCUUUUUGCAUUUCUUUACAUAUUAAAGCGGCUUUCUGACCUUUGAACAGUGCUCCAGCCUUAUCCUCCACUCAGGGAUAGGUCACUCAGGCCUCUCUGGCUUUCUACAAACCCACAGGCUACAGCUAAAUUCGACUUUUCUGGUUCUAACACUUUCGAUAAGGAGAACCCAAAUCAUGGUUUCGACUAUCUUCAUGUCUUUACCUCAAUCUUCAUUGUACUGUGUCUCUGAUUCUCCAAAGAUAUCUUCACCCAAAUUAUUACCGAAACAGAAUCACCCUCUUAUUUUCAACAGACCAAAUUCAUCAUUAAGCUUCAGUACCUCGAGAUUAUGUCCAAUUUCUAAGAGAGGGUUACAUUCAGUUUGCUUCUUCGAUGCUCGAGAAAAAUCUAAUGGCAAUUUUGAUGGGCAGGAAGGUGGACUGGACUGGCCGAUACUUAAAAGAUGGGACGUGCCUUGGCAAUGGCAAACUGCUUCCUUAACCUCAUUCGCAUGUGGAUUAAGUUUUGUUUUGACAGGUUUAGCAGAGACUGCAGCUAUACCAUUGCUAGGAAUCAAAAUUGAAGAAUUAAGUUUAGAUGAGAAAGCGGAGUUGCUGUUCUUGGACCAGAGCAUUACAACUGCAGUGGUACUUGGAGUUAUUUAUGGCAUCACAAACACCUUUCAACCGCUUCCUGAAGAUAUGUUUCGCUAUGAUUUGAGGGAACCUUUCAAUCUACAGAAGGGGUGGCUUUUAUGGGCAGUGAUUGGUCUCGUGGGUGCUCUACUUGUUAUUGCAUUGACAGGAGUUGCAAUGUCUGCAUUUAGUGGUGAGACACCACAUAGAGAGACUGAUUCUCUUGUUCGGCUUCUUCCAUUAAUUGGAUCUUCAAGUAUCAGCACUGCUUGCUUGGUGGGCAUCACUGGUGUCCUCGCUCCAAUUCUGGAGGAGAAUGUUUUUCGAGGAUUUUUCAUGGUUUCUCUGACAAAGUGGGUGCCUAUGCCAAUUUCUGUCCUAAUUAGUGCUGCUGUAUUUGCAAUUGCACAUCUAACUCCUGGAGAGUUUCCCCAGCUGUUUGUGUUAGGGAUUAUUCUGGGAUUUUCUUAUGCUCAAACUCGCAAUCUUCUAACCCCAAUUACAAUUCAUGCUUUCUGGAACUCUGGAGUGAUUCUAAUUCUCACCUUCCUUCAGCUCCAAGGAUAUGAUAUCAAGGAAUUAUUGCAGGCAACCUGACAAUGACACAGUUCCUUUACCCAUCAAUAGGGGGACCUUGUGCAAUGAGUGCUUAUUUCUGGCAUAUAUACCAUAUAUUACCUUGCUCAAGUGGUUUAGAAAAAGAGAAUAGGUGCAGGAGGAUAAAUAUGUAAAGUUGAUUAGUCAGUCUUAGACGUAUGAUUAGGAGAACACAAGUUUUUUGGCAAGGUUUUGUCACUCAACUUUUGUGCCUUGAAAAAGCUUCAUUCUGUUAUCCAAUUCGUGCUCUUCUCAACAUGUCAAAGAAGUCACAGUUCAUAUAAUGGCCAGUGUCCUCUUAUAAAAGCUACAUAAUGUUGUGCCAAGAGUCUCAAGGGGAAGAUUGCAUAGCCAGGAUUUAUUGCAUGGAUAGGGAUUAUUGUUCUGCAAUGAACUCUUGCCUCUCUAGGCACCUUGUUUUAGUAUUCAACCUGAUGAGUGAGCUUAUUUAGAAGGCUAUAUGUUCAUUUUGGGGACAGGGUUUAAUGCGGAGAUUGGUGAUACAAAUGAAUAGUUUAUGGUAUUUGGAUAAUUUAUUAACGAGAAUAAUGGAGUUCAUUUCCGAUUGAUUGAGA